AUGGAAGUUGAACAUCUUGUCCGAUACAAAUCUGAUCACGCUGCUUUGUUACUUAGAAAGAAGGGCGAAAGAAAAAAGAAGAAGGACAAAACAAAAAGUUUCAAGUUCAAAACGAGUUGGUUAUUGGAGGACUCCUGUGAAAGAACUGUGAGAGAGGCUUGGGUGAGGUCCGAAGGGUGCACAACUGUUGAGAGAAUAGCUACUGUAGCUCGGUGUUUGGGGAUGUGGAGUUCGAAAAAAUUUCAAAACUUGGACAAGCAGAUUGAUGAUGCUGAAUCUACUCUCAAUUCGGCCCAAGCUCAGAGGUCUUCAGUGGAGAGUGGUGUUUGGAGCUUGGAUGAAGAGAAAAUCGAGGGUAUUAUUACAAAGCAUUUUGAGGCACUAUUAUCAUCUUUGACUCCUUCUGAUCUUGACAUCCAAGAGGCCCUUGAAAACAUAAAUCCAAGCAUUACUCCAGCCAUCAAUGCAGAGCUCAUGAAACCCUUUACAAAGGACGAGAUUUUGGAAGCGCUGAAACAAAUGCAUCCAUGCAAAGCCCCAGGCCCGGAUGGUAUGCACGCAGUUUUCUAUCAGAGAUUUUGGCACAUUAUUGGCGAUGAGGUAACUUCUUUUGUUACUAGUAUUUUACUCGGUUUCUCAUCUCUGAAGCAUGUUAACAACACUAACAUUGUCUUGAUCCCUAAAGUUACUUCUCCCACUAUUACUACUGAAUAUCUCCCUAUUGCUCUGUGUAAUGUCCUCUAUAAAUUGGUGUCAAAAUCUAUUGUUAUGCGGCUAAAAAAUAUUCUCCCUGAUAUCAUCUCCGAAAAUCAGAGUGCUUUUGUCCCGGGGCGUCUCAUUACUGAUAAUGCACUCAUAGCUCUAGAAAUUUCUCAUACUAUGAAAAAUAUGAGUAAAAGUAAGAAAUGGACGAUAGCGAUGAAAUUGGAUAUGAGCAAGGCAUACGACAAAGUGGAAUGGGGUUUUUUGAGAAAACUUCUUCUAACUAUGGGGUUUGAUGGUCGAUGGAAAAUUAAUUAUGAGAAGUCGGAGGUUUCUUUCAGUAAAGGUGUGCCUAUUGAGAAAAGAGAAGGUUUGAUGGAGAUAUUACAUAUGCGACAAGUUGACAGACAUGAAAAGUACUUUGGUAUCCCAACAAACGUUGGCCGAUCAAAAAAAGUAAUUUUUGAGGCAGUUUUCGACAGGAUUUGGAAGAAAUUGCAAGGGUGGAAAGAAAAGCUUCUCUUUAGAGCAGGGAAGGAAAUUAUUCUUAAAUUUGUAAUCCAAGCCAUUCCAACUUAUCUGAUGGGCGUCUACAAAUUUUCGAGUCUGAUUAUCCAACGCAUUCAUUCGGCUAUGGCACGGUUUUGGUGGGGUUCGAGUGAGGGUAAAAGGAAAAUCCACUGGAAGAAUUGGGAUUAUAUGUGUACUCUGAAAUGCCUUGGGGGUAUGGGAUUUCGUGAUUUAAGUGUGUUUAAUGAUGCUCUCUUGGGAAGGAAAGCUUGGAGGCUUGCGACUGCUCCUUCUUCUUUCCUUUGUCGUGUAUUCAAGGCAAAGUAUUACCCUCAUUCCGAUUUCCUUGAUUCAUAUCUCGGCUAUGCAGGGAGUUAUUCGUGGCGUAGUAUAUGGUCUUCAAAAGCUAUAGUCAAGGAGGGGGUUUUGUGGAAGGUUGGUAAUGGUCGCAACAUCAACUUGUGGUCGGAUCCUUGGGUGGCCGAUGAGGAUGGACGAUUUAUUCUGAGCGAGGAAUCUGAUUCGCUGUCAAGAGUCUCUGAUCUUAUUGACGCUGAUAGAAAAGAGUGGAAAUAUAAUAUUCUUGAUGAGUAUUUCAAUGAUAGAGAUGUGCGAUGUGUUUUAGAAAUUCCGCUUAGUGAAGGUGACUGUGAAGACGAAAUUUCAUGGGCAUUUUCGAAGACAUGGGACUAUAUUGUCAGUUCCUCUUAUUAA
Chenopodium quinoa (quinoa) is the source of this 1926-nucleotide messenger RNA. RefSeq lists its product as uncharacterized. Bases 1 to 1926 code for a protein of 641 amino acids. Lineage: Eukaryota; Viridiplantae; Streptophyta; Magnoliopsida; Caryophyllales; Amaranthaceae. The record is from RefSeq and is a predicted model, not a curated record. The transcript has 3 exons.